This is a messenger RNA of Dictyostelium purpureum, 477 nucleotides long. RefSeq lists its product as uncharacterized. The record is from RefSeq and is a predicted model, not a curated record. The annotation marks the transcript as partial. Lineage: Eukaryota; Evosea; Eumycetozoa; Dictyosteliales; Dictyosteliaceae. The transcript has 2 exons. Gene Ontology annotation, biological process: dUTP catabolic process; dUMP biosynthetic process. Gene Ontology annotation, molecular function: magnesium ion binding; dUTP diphosphatase activity.
UUUCUCAAACUCUACAGAAAUAAAAUGAAUUCAUUCAGAGUUAAAAAACUUUCAGAUAAAGCUACCAUUCCACAACGUGGUACAAAAUUUGCAGCUGGUUAUGAUCUUUCAAGUGCCCAAGAUUUAGUUGUACCAGCUCGUGGUAAGGCCUUAGCAAUGACAGAUCUCCAAAUCGCAAUUCCAGAAGGUACAUAUGCCAGAAUUGCACCAAGAUCAGGUUUAGCAUGGAAAAACUCCAUUGAUACAGGUGCUGGUGUUAUUGACUAUGACUAUAGAGGAAAUGUUGGUGUUAUUCUUUUCAAUCAUUCUGAUAAUGAUUUCAAAGUUAAUGUUGGUGACAGAAUCGCUCAAUUAAUUUUAGAGAGAAUCGAGACACCUGAAGUCGAAGAGGUUGAUAGUUUAGAUGUUACCGAAAGAGGAGCUGGUGGUUUUGGUUCUACCGGUGUUUCUGUUGCUGUCAGAAAUAAACAAGCCUAA